CUAGUUAGCCAACUAGCUAGACGUAGCUACGAAGCGAAGAGCAGCUUGUCCCGUUCGCCUGUUGUUUGGACUUCGUUCGUCUUGGCAUUCGGUUGUGUGGUAGCAGCUGGUCGCUAUUAAGCGGAUUUGGUGUGGAUGUGAUAAAGUUAGCCCAGCUAGCUGACAUGACAAGCUGUGAUGGCGACGUGACUCACAGGGGCUGGGAGCGGAGCGGGAAGAGGCGCCCCUCUCCGGCCCCGCUCACGCACCGUGCCCAUCACCGAGCUACCAGCGACGCUUCUUCAAACCGGGGACCCGGUGUUCACUGGAAGUAAAGUGAUCCCAAAUCUUUCGAGCUGGACUCCCUCAAAUAGCCGAGAAGAAAUGAAGGCAGCAGAUGAGCCUGCCUACCUGACAGUGGGGACAGAUGUCAGUGCCAAGUACCGAGGAGCCUUCUGUGAGGCCAAGAUCAAGACUGUUAAGCGCAUGGUGAAAGUCAAGGUGACUCUAAAAGGUGAAAGUACUUCCCAGGUAGUGCAAGACGACCAGGUCAAAGGAUCUCUGAGGGUGGGCUCCACAGUGGAGGUGAAGACCAGUGAAGGUAUAUGCAGUGAGGCUGUCAUCAGUAAGCUGACCGAUGCCAGCCUCUACACUGUGGUGUUUGACGACGGUGAUGAGAAGACUCUCCGUCGAACAUCUCUCUGUCUGAAGGGAGAGAGGCAUUUUGCAGAGAGUGAGACUCUGGAUCAGCUGCCGUUGACAAACCCGGAACAUUUUGGCACUCCAGUCAUCGGCAAGAAGUCAAACCGCGGUGGACGGCGUUCUUCUCAGGCUGUGGCCGAUGAAGACAAUGAGUCUUCAUCUAGUGAAGAUGAGGAUGAUGACAGGAGGAGGCUAAAUGACGAGCUGCUGGGACAAGUCUGCAGCAUUGAAAACGACGAAGAGUCGAGCACCUGGUUCUUGGCUCUGGUGGUGUCUCCCAGCUGUAAUGAUGAGCUGGUGGUGAAGAAGGAUCAGUGUCUGGUCAGGUCAUUCUGCAACGGCAAGUUUUACACUGUGGCCAGGAGACACGUCCACCUCAUUAGUGCCAUUAGCAUCUCUGAGUUCUCCGACAGAAGAGGUGUAGAAGGAGCCCAGAUGUUCCUGAGCAGCAAGGAAAUUCCAGAUUUGUGGAAAAUGGAUAUGAGCCAGAUCCUGGACUCGUCCUCCAGUGAAGAUGAGGAUAAUGAAGAGGAGAAGGAGAGUGAAGAGGAGCAGGAUGAUGAAGAGGAGAAGAAAAGGAAACGUAUAAAAGAAGAGCCAGAGGAGGAGCCAGAUCCAGAAGAGAGAGACCACUUCCUGCAGCAGCUCUACAAAUUCAUGGAGGACAGAGGGACUCCCAUCAACAAGCCUCCAGUGUUGGGUUACAAAGACCUUAACCUCUUCAAGCUCUACAGGUUGGUCUAUCACCUGGGAGGCUGCCACAAGAUCGAGUCUGGUACAGUGUGGAAGCAGGUUUACAUAGAUCUGGGCAUCCCUGUCCUCAACUCUGCUGCGUCGUACAAUGUCAAGACUGCCUACAAAAAGUACCUUUAUGGGUUUGAGGAGUACUGCCGCUCUGCAGCCAUUACUUUCAGAACCAUCCAUCACAACAACCCCCGCCCUCCUGCCACACCAGCCAGUCAAAAGGCAGCAGGGGCAGCGUUAACAGAGUCCUCUACACCAACGGUGAAGGUGGAGACAGUUGUUGACAAACAGGAGGAGGUGGAGUCAGAGAGCGAAAGCGAGAAGGAAGACGUGAAGGAGAGACAGUCAUCCCCAAGAGGGAGGAGGAGGUGCGUGGGGAGUCGGGUGAAAGCAGAGAGAGAGACCUCCUCCAAGCUGGAUAAGAGAGGACCAGGAGAAGGAGAGAACCGCGAGGAACAGCAGAGGGAGGUGAGGAGACGCAGCAACAGAAGAAAUGAUGACUCUGAGAGAGGCUCUGACGAUGACGAGGAGGAUGAGGACGAUGAAGAAGAGGAGGAGGGGGAGAGGAGGAGAGGAGACAGGAGUGAGAAUGAAGAAGAUGGAGACACUGUAACUGGAACAAAGGUCAGGGUGAAGUACGGAAGAGGAAAGACUCAGAAGAUUUAUGAGGCCCACAUCAAGAAGACUGACAAUGACAAUGGUGAACAGUUCUACCUGGUUCACUAUUACGGCUGGAAUGUCAGGUAUGAUGAGUGGGUGAAGGCUGACCGAAUUAUAUGGCCUGUAGAAAAAGCAACAAAGAAGAGGCAGAAGAAGAAGGUGAAGACCAAAGACAAAGACGAGCUCGAUAAGGAAGAAGAGAAGCCAGCAGUGAUGGCGGCUGUCAGGCCAACUGUAGGGAAACGUGGUCGUCCUCAGAUCAGGACUACACCCAACAGCUCCACUGGGCGUAGCAAAACUUCAAGUAGCGAAGGACGAUCCAAUUGCAGAAGCAGCAGGACUGACACUUCCAGUAUGGCCAACGGAGACAACACUCCCCAGAAAAGAACCAGAAGGACUUCUGGCAUGUACGACUCAGACAGAGCAUCCAACGAGGAUUCUGGGAACUCCUCAGAUGAAAGUGAAUCAGAAGACCCUUCUGACAAAAAAAUAUCGCCAUGGCAAGGCAGAGCUGAAGUCUCACCUUCCAAGGCAGAGGAAGCAGAAGAGGAGCAGCAAGCAAGUGGGUUAGCUAAUGUCAUGGCAUCUCCUAACAGCAAUACAGCAACUUGUGCAGCAGCAGUUCAGCUCCCGGAUGCUGCCUUAGCCUUGUGUCCCAGUAUGCCUGAGGAGAACGCUCAUGAAGAAUUAAACCAAUCAGAGAGGAAGGAGGCAGAGCAGGGGGAGAACCCUGCAAAGGAAGCUGCAGUGCUGCCAGCUGAUCUGGACAAAGAAAACAAAAUGUCACCAGUCACAAAGACGGCGUCUGUCCAAGACGAAAACAAAAUGUCUCUAAGGCAAGAAUUACUUCCUGAGAUGUGUCUGAGCAGGACCCCACCUCCUCUUCCUCCUGAAAGGGAGCAGCAGGUGCCCUCCUCUCUGCCUUCCUCCACUGAUGAGGACAACUGUACUACUCCUGCAUCCUCGCCAAGAGUGAAAGGUCGUAGGAGCAACAUCAGGGAGGCAGGCUCUGAAACACCCCCUAGAGCCCCCCUCUCCAACCCCAGCCCUGCAUCCACUGCCAGCCGCUCUCAGGCACCAGCGUUAUCACCUUCUUCUCACAGCGUCUUUAAGAGGCAAGAUGAGCCAAUGGUAGUGCUCCACUGUCUCCCCACCCCACACCUCCUGCCUGAGGCGUCUACUGCUGACUCGGACACUGACUCUGCCACUGAAGAGGAGGAAGCAGAGGAGAUGGAGGAGGAGGCAGAGGAAAGAAGCAGCGUGGCGCUCAAGCGUAAGGCAGGAGACCAAAAGACAGCAGAAAAGAAACCCCGUCCUGACAGAAGGCAGGAGGAGACCACCAAAAUGGUUGCAGGAGCUUCCCCAAAAGCUCUCCCCUUACCACUCCACUCAGAGAAGAGCAGUGAGGGAGUGGUGAUAGCAGAGGAACAGCCUCACCCAGCAGAAGAGCCACAGAAAGAGGUGUCAAAGGAGCAUCUUACAGGUGGAGCCACAAAGGUACCAGUCAUGCCUUCUGGGACAGCUUCGCUUGUUCUGGAAACCCAGGAGCCGGCGUAUACAGAGGAGCUGGAACCACAGAUCGAUCCAGAAUCACUGGUCUGCCAUGAGGUGGACCUGGAUGAUACAGAUGAGAAGGAGAAGCCCAUCCCCUCCUUGGAUCAUCACUUCCCUAUAGUCAAUGAGUCGCAACAAGCCCCCCCUCCACUGCCCCACCUCAUCCAUUCCUCCCUCCCCUCCCCUCAUACGCCUCAUUUCCCUCAGCCUCAGGCCAGGCCCUUUCUGCCAGAAGUCACUCCCAUCGAGGUGCACCAACUACGUAAGUGUGACACUGAGGAGGAGGGGUGUGUGGUAAAGGGUGAGCAGGAGAGAGACUCGAGCCCUGGUUUUGAUGGCAGUGCUUCCUCGUCCUCCACCUCUCUCUCGUUGCAGGAAAAUAAAGACAGAGGUCAGAAGAGGCUGACUGACUGUAACUCCAGCCCGUCAGCCAAGAAACAAAAACGGAACCAGAAACGACCACAAACACCUGGGAGGGUGGAGAAGAACGGAGCAGGUCACAGUAGUGACAGUGAGGACCAGUCUCGUCUCUCGUCUCUGUCAAAGUCUCAGAAGUCUCGGCCCAGCUUUUCAUCUCCGUCUUCUCACAAACAAGACAAACAGAGCUUCUCCACCCCUCAACGCACCUACAAGUGGACCUUCCAACUUGAUGAGCUGGACAGCAUGUCAAGCACAGAAAGGAUCUCGUUCCUCCAGGAAAAGCUACAAGAGAUCAGAAAGUACUACAUGACCCUGAAGUCUGAGGUUGCUUCUAUUGACAGACGCAGGAAAAGACUAAAAAAGAAGGAAAGAGAAGUUACCAACACAAUGGCAUCCACCUCAUCAGGUUCCUCAGACACUGGUAUGAGUCCGUCAUCGGCCUCGCCCACUCAGAACACUGUGGUUGUGGAGUGCAGGUGAUGACACGCCCACCCAAGCCUAUUUAUCCAGCUUGUUCCCUCUCACCACGGAUUCCACCCAGUGUCUCCUCUGAGGGCACGAUAAGACAAAAACUUUACAAAACUCCAUCCACUUUGUUCCUGUGAGUGUCGACUCGUACUGUUGGAAUCUCGUCGCUCCAUCAGUUAUGGCCCACGGGCGCCGUCCCCACACCUAUGGACUCGAUUCCUGUUUAAGGAAACAUGAGAAACUUUCUGUUAGCCACCACAGAGCUCCUUCUUUGGUUGGUUUUUGUUUUUAUUUUAUUUCCCUCCCUCCACUUUGUUCUAGUGCUUUUUUCCCCCCCCUCCCCUGUUUGGUCUGGUUGCAGGGGUCAGAGGUCACGGGUUUAUAGGAAUUAUUUAAGCUGGAACAGAUUCGUGAAGCUGUUGAUUAUGCACACAUCUCUAUUUCAUAUGUUCUCUAGAAAAACUGUCCUCACUUUCUACUGUGAGUGCUUUUGGUCUCUUUUAAAUGAAAUUAGAGCUUUUAUUUUGGUUAAAAACAGAAAAAUGUUUUGAUUUUUACAGCAGAAGAAAAAAGAAGAUAUUUGUUGAAGAGCUUUUUUUUGUGUGUGUAAAAUACUUCAACUCUUCAGCUCCUUCAGUUAUUUUUGAGUUUGAAGUUUAGCAGGUCAGUUUUGGAAUUUGUAUGGAAGAUCAUUACUGCCAAGAAAAUAGACCAGGGGAGUCCAAAUAUUUACCAGCAAAUCUCAAAGAUUUUCACUUUGUUUCUUUCAAAAACAUUUAGACUUUGUUUAAACUUGUUCACAGUGAGUGAAAAUGCCAGUCAUAAACAUUGUUCAGUUCUUUUUAUUUAAAGUGAAAUUAUGAUGUAAAGUUUUGGGUUUGAUUUCUCACAGCUGAGAUUCUCAUAAGUUAUAAAUUCCAUUUUAUGUUAAAAGACCAGUUUUUUGUUUUAACAUUUGGAUUUUUUGUUUUACUCAAACUGCCAUACUUGUGAUUCAGUAUUGUAGCUUUGAUUUCAAUAAUAACAUUAAAUGUGAUCCAUCUUUAGAGUUUAAAAAAAAAAAAAAAAAUCUAAAAUUCAGCUGAAUCGUUUUCCAUCAACCAGUAAAAAGUUGGAGUUAAUUUCACUGAACAUUUUCUUCCUUUGCACAGUGAACGUGGGGGUUGUGGGUAGUUGUGACUUUGACUUCUGAAAUCUGAGCUUCAAACAGCUGAUCUCAGAAUUCUCUAAUAAAAUUGUCCGAUUUAAACAUUCACUUAAGUUACUUAGUCACACGUUUGCACCAAAGGGUGACUCCAUCAAUCUUUUGGCAUCAAGUCAGACUUAUUGGUCACGUUUUUGCACACAAGUUCAAAUGGGAUUUAAAUGUAAGUACUUACCUUUGUAACUAUUGUCACAAAGUUUUCCUACAGACAAUUUUAUGGAUUCAGAAUUUUGACUUCAGUUGUCUUAAAAUAUGUUUAUGAUCUGAUGGUGAAGUAUCUGAACAAAUUCUAAACAUGAUGCUGGUGAACAUGAUUUUGGUUUCUUGGGGGGGGGGGUUGAGCCCUGAUAACUCCUCACUACUUCAUUAAAUUAUUAAUUUUAGGUUAUAAUUUUUGUUCUUCCAUGUGUUGGGUCUCUAAGCUCGAUGGUGGCAUUGUUCUGGAGGGUUCUGUUGCACUUCAUCUCUGGUCUCUUCCUUCUGAGUUGCUGUCUGCAUUCAGCUCAGACAGGCUGAUUUCAAGUCCUUGACUCUUGUGUGUGUGUGUGUGUGUGUGUGUGUGUGUGUGUGUGUGUGUGCGCGCGUGUACAUAAAAAGCUCUGAGUAAAGAAAAAGUCGCACCCUGUAUUUCAGAACUACAUUUUACAUGCCUGUAAAGAAUAAUUUCUAAUAUUUUUAAGAGAAGACUGUUUGUACUGUUAUAUUAUGAAGCUUUUUUCUUUCUUUUGUUUUUUAACUGUUUUCCAGUGGCUUUUAAAGAGAGCAUUGACUGUAAAUGAUGGGGGGGAGGGGCGAAAACACAUUUCCUCCCAAGAACAGAAGCCAUGCUGGAACUGUGUGCACAAUGAGUGCUCUCUGUUUCUAAUAAAGUUUUUAAAGGUU
Messenger RNA from Oreochromis niloticus (Nile tilapia), 6613 nucleotides. RefSeq names its product AT-rich interactive domain 4A (gene arid4a). Lineage: Eukaryota; Metazoa; Chordata; Actinopteri; Cichliformes; Cichlidae. Gene Ontology annotation, molecular function: transcription cis-regulatory region binding. Bases 364 to 4539 code for a protein of 1391 amino acids. The record is from RefSeq and is a predicted model, not a curated record. The transcript is spliced from 25 exons. Gene Ontology annotation, biological process: regulation of transcription by RNA polymerase II. Gene Ontology annotation, cellular component: nucleus.